UUUUGAACAGGAGGUUCUUGGUGGUCCAGUCCAGGUGGCAGGAGGUCAACCUGUAAUGGAGCCAGUACCUGUAGCUUUGGCUGUUCCUUUAGUGCGACCAAUUAUUGGGACAAACACCUACAGACAGGUCCAGCAAACAUUAGAGGCCAGAGCAGCUAGUUUUGUUGGCUCUCCACCACCAGCCUUUGUGGAGCCAGUUCCUCAAGUUCAUCCUCCUCCGGCUCCCAUUAUGCGACCAACCUUUGUUCCACAUAUCCUGCAAAGACCUGCCUGUGGAGAGUUGUAUGGAGGACAAAAAGAAAGUGAAGAAUGAGAAGGUGAAGAAGUGUAUCCGUACUGCAGCUGGGACCACCUGGGAGGAUGCAAGUCUUUUGGACUGGGAAUCAGAUGAUUUCCGUAUAUUCUGUGGGGACCUUGGUAAUGAAGUCAAUGAUGACAUUUUGGCCAGAGCCUUCAGCAGAUAUCCUUCUUUCCUCAAAGCCAAGGUGGUCCGAGAUAAACGUACUGGGAAGACAAAAGGUUAUGGUUUUGUUAGUUUUAAGGAUCCCAAUGACUAUGUCAGAGCCAUGAGAGAGAUGAAUGGGAAGUAUGUUGGGAGUCGUCCUAUCAAACUGAGGAAGAGCAUGUGGAAGGACCGCAAUAUUGAGGUGGUUCGCAAGAAACAGAAAGAGAAGAAGAAACUUGGCCUUAGAUAAUGUUUGACUGACGAGGUGUGCAUGUGUUGUUUACUUUUUUACUUUCUCACUGACCUUAAAGGCCCCGUUCCCUGAAGAAGCACAAUGUCAGCUCUAUAUUUUCAGUUGGGACUGAGGAGUACUGGUUAGGUUGGGGUUAGUCAGUACUAACCUUUGUUGUAUUAAAAAGGAUAUUGUGCAAA
Molecule: messenger RNA, 877 nt
Organism: Nematolebias whitei (Rio pearlfish)
Lineage: Eukaryota; Metazoa; Chordata; Actinopteri; Cyprinodontiformes; Rivulidae
Gene: rbm42
Product: RNA binding motif protein 42
Molecular function (GO): mRNA binding
Source: RefSeq, a predicted model, not a curated record